This is a messenger RNA of Apis cerana (Asiatic honeybee), 1853 nucleotides long. Its product is annotated as reticulon-4-interacting protein 1 homolog, mitochondrial. NCBI's taxonomy places the organism in Eukaryota, Metazoa, Arthropoda, Insecta, Hymenoptera, Apidae. Gene Ontology annotation, molecular function: oxidoreductase activity. The record is from RefSeq and is a predicted model, not a curated record. Gene Ontology annotation, cellular component: mitochondrion.
UCAUAACCGUCGUUAUAUCACAUCAAAAACAAAUAAAUUUGCGCCAAACUUAUAUAGGACAAAUUAACCUUUUUUAUUUAAUACGACGUUAUUUCUUUUAAAAUUUUUUUAUAAUUAUGAAAAAAUAAUAUUUAAAUAAUAUGUAAUACAAGGACAACUAUAAUUUUCAAUAAUCACGAAGCAAACUUGAUAUCUAUUUUGAGUUGUAUGUAAUGUGUUAAUCGUUUAUUUAUAACACUGUGCUGCAUUUUCAGCUAAUCGGACAAGUAGAAUAUAAAAUGGUAUAUUAUAUUUGAACUGUCAAGUAACUUGUUUAUAAAAUCAUGGACGAAAUUUGGUUUCAUCUAUCUAAUCAAUUUGAGACAUUUCAGAUUCAAACCUCAUUACUCGUACAACAAGGACAACAAUGGAUUAUAACAUGGUUCGCUGAAGCACGUCAAGUUUUUUAUAAAUUAUACAAUAAUCAAAACAUACAAAAUAUUAAAGAAAUUGUACAACAUCUAUUUAUUUGGAUUGAAAAAACAUGGGAACACUUACAAUUUCAGUAUUAUAAUAUACAUUUCAAUAUCACUGGAUUUUAUAGACAAAUAAAAACUUUUUAUAAUAAUGAAGUAUCAAAUAGGGAACUUGCAUUUUGUUUAGCAGGUUUAGUUGUUGGUACUUUACUUGGUUAUUAUAUUAGAAUUACUUGGGAACAUGCACCUCGUCAUAUGCAUCAUAUAAAAGCUAUUAUAUGUCAUCAUUACAUUGGUAUUGAGGGUGUAUCCAUGAUAGAUGAUGCAGAAAUGCCUAUGAUAGAAAGAUCUAAUGAAUUAUUAGUACAAGUUAAAGCAGCCUCUGUUAAUGUUGUUGAUACAAAAAUUUGCAAUGGUUAUUCUAAGAUUUAUAGAAGACUUCUUAAUUAUGGUAAACACAAAGAACUUCCAGUAACUUUAGGUAGAGAUUGUACUGGAGUGAUAGUAGGUAUAGGACAAAAUGUUAUUAAUUUUGAUAUUGGGGAUGAAGUAUUCUUAGCUGUACCUUCUUGGGCUCCUGGUACAAUGGCAGAAUAUAUAGUAGUCCCAGAAAGUCAAGCAGUUAAACGACCAAAACUUUUUACUUUUGAAGCAUCUGCAAGUCUUCCCUAUAAUGGAUGUUUAGCUUGGGAUGCUUUAAUUAAUAGGUCUACAAUUCAAGAGGGCGAUGCAAAAGGAAAACGAGUACUUAUAUAUGGUGGAAAUACACCUGUUGGUUGUAUUUUAACUCAAUUAGUUAAAUUAUGGGGUGGAUAUGUACUUACAAUAUGUACACCAAAUGCAAUUCCUGUAUCAAAAGCCUUAGGAGCAGAUAAUGUUAUAUCAUUGGAUAAUUCAAAUAUAGAAAAAGAAUUACAAUUACAUGACAAAUUCGAUGUUAUAUUUUAUACUGGAGGUGAACCAAUUGAUGAACAUAUAUUAAAACAGAAUUUAAUACCUUAUGGUUCUUAUGUUUCUACAGUCCCUGAACAAUUAAUAUCUGACUCAUUAGGUUUUAUAUUUAGAAGUAUAUUUGCUGGAUGUGUACGAGUAAAGUUAUUAGUUCAGUAUGUAUUUGGAUUCAAUAUGCAUCAGUGGAAAGAAGGUUCAAAAAUUAACACAGCAUAUUUGCAAGCAUUGUGUGAUUUAGCUGAUGCUGAUCAAUUGCAAAUGGUUGUAGAUAGAGUAUAUGGUCCUUAUAAUAUUGAACAAGCAUUACAUCACAUAUUAGAUCCCAAUGCUAUUGGUAGUACUAUAAUAACAUUUCAGUGACAAUUAAAUGUUAUACAUUUAAUGUUAUACAGACUUGUAUACUUGUAGAAAAGUUUUCAGUUAUAUAAAUAUUGAUUUUUAUUAAUA